Molecule: messenger RNA, 318 nt
Organism: Geodia barretti
Lineage: Eukaryota; Metazoa; Porifera; Demospongiae; Tetractinellida; Geodiidae
Source: the annotation of a GenBank genome assembly
UAAAUUAUGAAAAAGGAUGCCAACAAGAAGAUGCUUCAGCCGACAACAAAAAUCGUACAUCCAUCCCUACAUCUUUCUUUACAGUCACAACCUCUACUGUGAUAAUUAUGUUGUGAAUAAUGUAUCUUACAUACUCUAUGACAAGUAACCACACAUUUUUUUAUACAGAGCAAAAGAAAGAAAGAUGUAGGGAUGGAUGUACGAUUUUUGUUGUCGGCUGAAGCAUCUUCUUGUUGGCAUCCUUUUUCAUAAUUUACACCAUCCCUACAUCCCCCUUCAUUUUGAAGAAAUGAUUUUUCCACUUGUAUAUAUGAAAAG